This is a messenger RNA of Carica papaya (papaya), 886 nucleotides long. RefSeq names its product 17.3 kDa class I heat shock protein-like. The record is from RefSeq and is a predicted model, not a curated record. NCBI's taxonomy places the organism in Eukaryota, Viridiplantae, Streptophyta, Magnoliopsida, Brassicales, Caricaceae.
CUCCUGCUUUCAGGCGCGAAAAUUACAGUUGAAGCUGAUAAUGGUGGUGGAAGUGGCUGGAACGAACUGGGAUCUUCUCCUUUGCUAGAACUCUCCUCUCCCUCCUAUAAAUAUAUCUAUACACAUUUCUCUUCUCCAUCGAAGCGUAUCCUUUCGGCGUUAUAAGCAGCAGAUCUAAGCAAUCUCUAAACCAAAUUCUCUUCUUCUUUCCAAGUUCCUGUAAAGCGAAAAAAAACCCAGUUUUCCAACCAUGUCUCUGAUUCCGAGCUUCUUUGGAAACCGAGGAAGCAGUGUAUUCGACCCCUUCUCGCUCGACGUUUGGGAUCCGUUCAAGGAUUUUCCUUUCCCUUCCUCGUCAAUUUCUCGGGAAACUUCCGCCCUCGUUAACACGCGUGUGGACUGGAAGGAGACACCGGAGGCGCACGUCUUCAAGGCGGAUCUUCCCGGUCUGAAAAAGGAGGAGGUGAAAGUUGAAGUAGAGGAUGACAGGGUGCUGCAAAUCAGCGGGGAGAGACACACAGAAAAGGAGGACAAGAACGAUACAUGGCACCGCGUGGAGCGCAGCAGCGGGAAGUUCUCGAGGAGGUUCAGAUUGCCAGAGAACGUGAAAAUGGACCAGGUGAAAGCUUCAGUAGAGAACGGUGUACUGACUGUUACGGUGCCCAAAGCAGAGGUGAAGAAGCCUGAAGUUAAAGCCAUUGAGGUCUCUGGCUGAGAAUCUGGAAUUCAUGUAUGACAAGGUGCUUGUUCGUGUAUAGGGUAAGAAUCAAUAAGUGGGUAUGAGAUAUGAUUGUGCAUGCCAAGUGUUUGAUGAAAUGUGGGUGUUCGCAUUUUGUAAUGUCGUUGUAAGUUGAUGUUCUGAUAUAAUAAAUAUCAUCUUUUUUAA